Molecule: messenger RNA, 414 nt
Organism: Saccoglossus kowalevskii
Lineage: Eukaryota; Metazoa; Hemichordata; Enteropneusta; Harrimaniidae
Product: histone-lysine N-methyltransferase, H3 lysine-79 specific-like
Source: RefSeq, a predicted model, not a curated record
AUGGAUAUUGAUGUGGGAAUGUUAAAGCAAACUGGGGAAGUAUUGGGUUAUGAGGGGCCUGCCCUAACAAAAUUUAUUCAGGAAGAGAGAAGUAGAUUAAUCAUUGAAUUUAAAGAGAAUCAACAACAUGCUAGGGAGGCACGAAAAGCAGAGAGGGAAGAGGCAAAGGCAAAGACACAAAGAGAGGCAGAGGAACGGUCUGAAAAAAGAAAGUUUGAAGAAAAAGAGAGGGAAAAGCAAUUUGAAUUAGAAAGAAUAAAAACAGAAAUAACCGUGAGAGCAGAGGGAACUGGUGGCCAAUCACAGGAUUCAUAUAUGAUGGGUGCUAAACUUCCUAAACUGUCCGAAAUUUCAGGGAGAGGCAACAAGUCCAAAUUUGUGGUGAGCAAAGGUCUCAUCUACAGGUUGUAUUAA